Messenger RNA from Melozone crissalis (California towhee), 5528 nucleotides. Its product is annotated as VPS10 domain-containing receptor SorCS3-like. The transcript is spliced from 27 exons. Gene Ontology annotation, cellular component: postsynaptic density membrane. Lineage: Eukaryota; Metazoa; Chordata; Aves; Passeriformes; Passerellidae. Gene Ontology annotation, molecular function: protein binding. The record is from RefSeq and is a predicted model, not a curated record. The coding region runs from base 364 to 4008 and encodes 1214 amino acids.
CUUGAUCAAAUCCUUGAACGUGAACAGUUUCACUGAAAAGCACUUUUGAAAAAAAAAUUAUCCAGCAACAGUAAGGAACAGAAUCCAACUACCGGGGAGAGUUUUUUUUCCUUUUCCCCCCCUUCUUUCCUUUUUUUUUUUUUUUUUUUUUUUUCCUGGUCAUCGUCUCAGAGGCUGAGAAAGAGUCAAGAGAAAAGCGAAGAAGAGAAAGAAGAAGAGCCAGAGAAAGAGGCGCCUUUUGCAAAUAAUAAAUAUUAUAAUUAGAAUCCGGCCCCUUUCUUCCUAAAAAAAAAAAAAAAAGCCCUAAACGCAGCGCCUCAUCCCCCCUCCCUCUGCAAGCCCCCCGACUCGCUCCGCAAAGGCAUGGAGAAGGGGACCAACUGCUUUCCGACCUGCCACACCAUUUUUCUCGCCUGGACAUGGUUCUUACUUCUCUCUUGGUGUUGCACCGGCGCCGAAAUAACUUGCAGAUCCUGCUCAUCUCCAUCGCCCUCCUGGCCGUCCUCCUCGUCUCGCCUUAGGCAGGAGCAGCGACCGCCGCCGCCGCCGCGAGGAUUACGGAGCUGGCCGAGCGGCCGGGCGCGGGGCUCACUCGGGGCGGCGGCCGCCGCGGAGCCGGUGCCGGUGCCGGGCGCGGAGCCGGGGGGCCAAGCGGGGCCGCGGGGAGCGGCGCUCGGCGCGGCGGGGGCGGGAGGCGGCGCGCCCGGGAGCCGGGGCCCGGCGGCGCCGCGGACCCGCCGGAGCACCGAGGGGCGCCGGGCGCUGCCGGCCGGCGGCGUCCGGGGAGUGCCCGCGGCCGAGGGGCAGCGCGGCGGUCGCGCUCAGCCCCGCGGGCCCCCGGAGGAUGGGAGAGCGGCGCGGCCGCGAGGGGCCGAGGAGCCGAGGCUGAGCAGCACCACCUUCGCGCUCACCGGGGAUGCGGCGCACAACCAAGCCAUGGUGCACUGGUCCGGACACAACAGCAGCGUGAUUCUCAUUCUGACCAAGCUCUACGACUUCAACCUGGGGAGUGUUACGGAGAGCUCACUGUGGAGGUCAACAGACUAUGGCACUACCUAUGAAAAGCUAAAUGACAAAGUAGGCCUGAAGACUGUGCUGAGCUACCUAUAUGUCAGUCCCACUAACAAGAGGAAGAUCAUGCUUCUUAGUGAUCCAGAGGUUGAGAGCAGCAUCCUCAUCAGCUCUGAUGAAGGAGCUACUUAUCAGAAGUAUCGUUUGAACUUCUAUAUCCAGAGCUUGCUCUUCCACCCCAAGCAGGAGGAGUGGAUCUUGGCCUACAGUCUGGAUCAAAAGCUGUACAGCUCCAUGGACUUUGGAAGAAAAUGGCAGCUCAUGCACGAGCGAGUCACACCAAACAGGUUUUACUGGUCAGUGGCUGGUUUGGAUAAAGAACCUGACCUUGUGCACAUGGAAGCCCGGACAGCUGAUGGACACACCCACUAUUUGACCUGUCGGAUCCAGGAGUGCUCCGAGACCAAGAGGAGCGGGCCCUUCUCGCGCUCCAUCGACGUCAGCUCCCUGGUUGUUCAGGAUGAGUACAUCUUCAUCCAGGUGACAACUGGUGGAAGAGCAACUUACUAUGUGUCAUACAGACGGGAACCCUUUGCACAGAUCAAAUUACCCAAAUACUCCCUUCCUAAGGACAUGCACAUUAUCAGCACAGAUGAGAAUCAGGUGUUUGCAGCUGUUCAGGAGUGGAACCAGAAUGACACCUAUAACCUGUACAUCUCGGACACCCGAGGGGUCUACUUCACCCUGGCCUUGGAAAAUGUGAAAAGCAGCCGAGGACUGGAGGGGAAUAUUGUCAUUGACCUUUAUGAGGUAGCAGGGAUCAAAGGCAUAUUCCUGGCUAACAGGAAGGUGGAUGACCAGAUCAAGACUUUCAUUACCUACAACAAAGGCAGAGACUGGCGUUUGCUACAGGCACCAGACACUGAUCUAAGAGGGGAUCCUGUACUUUGCCAGCUGCCCUUCUGCUCACUGCACUUGCGCCUGCAGCUCUCAGAGAACCCGUACACUUCAGGGAGCAUUUCCAGCAAAGAGACAGCUCCUGGGCUGCUGGUGGCCACAGGCAAUAUUGGCUCUGAACUCUCCUACACAGAGGUUGGCGUGUUCAUCUCUUCUGAUGGUGGCAAUUCCUGGAGACAGAUCUUUGAGGAGGAGUACAACGUUUGGUUUCUGGACUGGGGAGGGGCACUAGUGGCCAUGAAACACACGUCAGUGCCCAUCCGGCACAUGUGGGUGAGUUUUGAUGAAGGAAGAUCCUGGACUAAAUACAGUUUCACAUCAACACCACUUUUUGUGGAUGGAUCCCUUGUAGACCCUGGCAUAGAGACCCAGAUAGUGACAGUUUUUGGGCACUUCAGCCUUCGUUCUGAGUGGCAGCUGGUCAAGGUGGAUUACAAAUCUCUCUUCAGCCGCAGGUGUACCAAGGAUGACUACCAGACCUGGCACCUGCACAACCAGGGGGAGCCUUGUGUCAUGGGGGAGAGGAAGAUCUAUAAAAAACGCAAGCCUGGAGUCCAGUGUUCCCUAGGUCGGGACUAUUCCCAAACUGUGGUGUCUGAACCGUGUGUCUGUGGCCAAGGAGACUUUGAGUGUGACUAUGGAUAUGAGAGGCACAGCAACAACCAGUGCAUCCCAGCAUUCUGGUUCAGCCCAUCUUCCCUGUCCAAGGAUUGCAACGUUGGUCAGAACUACUGGAACAGCACUGGGUACCGCAGGAUUGUGUCUAACAACUGCACAGAUGGCUUGAGAGAGAAAUACAUGGCCAAGAUGGAGAAAUGCCCUGGGAAAGCACCUCGGGGAUUGCACAUCCUCACCUCUGAUGGGAAGCUGGUCAUGGAGCAGGGGCACAACGCCACCUUCAUCAUCCUCAUGGAAGAGGGUGAUCUCCAAAGGACAAACAUCCAGCUUGAUUUUGGAGAUGGCAUUGCAGUGUCCUAUGCCAAUUUCAGCCCCGUGGAGGACGGCAUCCGGCACGUGUACAAGAGUGCUGGAAUCUUCCAGGUGACGGCGUUUGCAGAGAACAGCCUCGGCUCAGACACUGCUGUCCUGUUCCUGCACGUGGUCUGUCCAGUGGAGCACGUCCAUCUGAGUGUUCCCUUUGUUGCCAUCAGAAAUAAGGAUGUCAACAUUACUGCAGUAGUUUGGCCCAGCCAGGCAGGCACACUUACCUACUUCUGGUGGUUUGGCAACAGCACCAAGCCCCUCAUCACCUUGGAGAGUAGCAUCUCGUACACGUUCACUGUGGAGGGGAUGAACACGGUCACCGUGCAGGUUGCUGGGGGCAGCAGCCUCAUCCAGGACACCAAGGAGAUCGCAGUGCAUGAGUACUUCCAAUCUCAGCUCCUGUCAUUUUCUCCCAACUUGGAUUACCAUAACCCUGACAUCCCUGAAUGGAGACAAGAUGUUGGCAAAGUCAUCAAGAGAGCAUUAGCACAGGUGACUGGUAUUCCUGAUGAACAGAUCCUGGUAGCUCUGUUCCCUGGGCUGCCUACUUCUGCUGAACUCUUCAUACUGCCCCACAAAAACGCAACAGAGAGGAGGAAAAGCAGUGAGGCUGAUCUGGAGCAAGUGGUGGAAAUCCUUUUUAAUGCUCUCAACCAGAACCUGGUCCAGUUUGAACUGAAGCCUGGAGUUGAAGUGGUUGUGUAUGUCACUCAGUUAACAUUAGCACCACUUGUGGAUUCCAGCUCGGGGCACAGCAGUUCAGCGAUGCUGAUGUUAUUGUCAGUGGUCUUUGUGGGCUUGGCUGUUUUUUUAAUCUACAAAUUCAAGAGGAAAAUCCCUUGGAUUAACAUCUAUGCCCAAGUUCAGCAUGACAAGGAGCAGGAAAUGAUUGGCUCUGUCAGCCAAAGUGAAAAUGCCCCCAAAAUCACCCUGAGUGAGUUCACAGACCCUGAGGAGCUGAUGGACAAAGAGCUGGACACACGAGUGAUGGGAAGCAUCUCAACAAUUGCCAACAGUGAAAGCACAAAGGAAAUCCCCAACUGCACUAGUGUUUAAUACUGAGAAUCCACUUGGUCUACAGCAUUUCUGAAUUUUUAUUUGUAAUUAUUAUUGUUAUAAUUAUUAUUAUUAUUAUGAAAAAAGAAAGAGUUAUAUGUCAUUAUUAUCAUUUGGGAGGGAAUGGGGUGGGCUUUUUGUGUUUACCAGGGCUGCAUUCAUAAAUAGCAGAGGUUCUUCAUAUUUAGGGAAUACACAUCAGAUUAGAAAUAAAAAGCAAAGAAUGAGUCAAGUGUGCAAUGAGAUUUGAAUGCCAGCUUCCUGUUACAUACAGAAUGGGAAUUAAGUAUUCAAAUCCAACAGAUAAUUGUCGUACCUUAGGCAACAUGUUGUAAGUAAAUUGUCCCUUUUCAGCCUUUUCAGAAUAAGUCAUGAAUCAGCUGCUUCAUCCUGCCAGAGGGUACAGACUGGGUUGUUGGACCAGACUCUGCAACAUGCCAACAUCCCUCGCUUCCCAGUGACAUGCAUGUCUCAGCUUUUUGCAGGAUCUUGCCUCUUUUAAUUGCUUUUAAUUUCAGUUACCCUCUGGCACCGGUGACUGCUGAGAAAGGAAAAGACCAAAUCAGAGCAAGCCCACACGUCAGUGCUCCUUGGACCAUGAACUGGCUGGAGGGGACAGCACCACAAGCAGAGGAGGAGCGAGCCUGAGUUUAUGAAUGCAGCCCGACCCCUGUGCAUGUGAAUAGCAAGGAUGCCGAAGGCCUACUGUAGAUAAUUACAAUGUACAUAGCUUUUUAUUUCUUGGGAAAUAAUUUAAUGUUUAGUAAAAGAAGAUAUGUUUAAAAGAAAACCUGAACCACACACACACACAUGCACGCCCACGUGCACACACACACCACGUACAGCCAAACAGGGACCCUGGUGAGCACUUGAGUCACACUUUGGUUCCAAGUGUGUUCCAGUUGUCUGUCAUAUUUCAAUCUGACACUGCUCUCUAUAAAGAGAGUAGUUUAUUUCUCUAUGUAUAACUGCAAGCCUUUUUUUACAUAUAUGUAUAUAUAUAUUGUGUCAUUUCCUGUGAUGGAGCAGAAAAAGAUAUUAGCAGCCAGAUUAUGAGCCUGUCAUAAAUAUUUUAAUGAUGUUUAUCAUCUGUUCAUCCUUGUCACUGUUGCCCACUUCUGAGAAUGGUCUUAGUGGCACCUGUUAGUAAAAAUGAGGAAAAGAAUCCUGAAAUAUUAUCUCCAUCUCUGUUUAGGUAAAUAUCAGUGGCCUUGCCAUACCCAGCACAACCUCAGCUCAGCAGUGGGGCAGGUUGCAGUACCUUUAUUCCCAGGGGGAAGUCAUGCUUUUUGCAGUUCAGCUGAUGAAGUGAAGUGCCAUUUAGGAUGUGUAAGAGUAGUAAAUUUUGGCUGAACACGGUGCAUGCGAUUAGGGACUGCUCUUUGGAGAGGGCAGGGGAGGGUCAGACCUGCAUUAAUGUGAAAGCUGUGAAAGCUUCUUGUGAGUGCUGCAGAAUGGCAGCUCCCAGCUCAGAGUGGAGAUUUCUGCAUGGUGGGUUGGUGUUUUCUGGUCAGAACAGG